Cricetulus griseus (Chinese hamster) is the source of this 3732-nucleotide messenger RNA. The record is from RefSeq and is a predicted model, not a curated record. Lineage: Eukaryota; Metazoa; Chordata; Mammalia; Rodentia; Cricetidae.
UGCCCUGAGCGUGCUUCGGAGUCCUGAAGUCGUGCAGCGUGCGCGACGGUAGUGACGCGUUUUACCGGGAGCAUGGCGGAUACCGGCUUGCGCCGCGUGGUUCCAAGCGACCUUUAUCCCCUCGUGCUCGGCUUUCUGCGUGAUAACCAACUCUCGGAGGUGGCCAACAAGUUUGCAAAAGCGACAGGCGCCACGCAGCAGGAUGCCAAUGCCUCUUCCCUGUUGGACAUCUAUAGCUUCUGGCUCAAGUCCACCAAAGCCCCGAAGCGGAAGUUACAGUCAAAUGGACCAGUGACCAAGAAGGCAAAGAAGGAGACUUCCUCCAGUGACAGCAGUGAGGAUAGCAGUGAGGAAGAGGAAAAAGCCCCAGGACUUCCGGCAAAGAAGGCUGCUGUACCUGCUAAGCGAACCAGUUUGCCUCAGCAUACUGGGAAGGCAGUAGCCAAAGCCUCAGAGAGCAGCAGUAGUGAAGAAUCCAGUGAUGAGGAGGAGGAAGAGGACAACAAAAAGAAAAAGCCUGUCCAGCAAAAGGCAGUUAAGCCCCAAGCCAAGGCAGUCAGAGCUCCUCCUAAGAAAGCCGAGAGUUCUGAAUCUGAGUCUGACUCAAGCUCUGAGGAUGAAGCACCACAGACCACGAAGCUAAAGACAGCUGCAGCAGCCAAAGCUCAGCCUAAAGCCGCAGCUAAACCAGGUACACCAGCUAGAGCACAACCUAAAGUAGCCAAUGGCAAAGCAGCCAGCAGCAGCAGCAGCAGCAGCAGCAGCAGUGAUGACUCUGAGGAGGAGGAGGAGAAGCCAACUGCACCCCCCAAGAAGAUGCAGACUAUACCUAAAAAGCAAGUUGUGGCCAAGGCACCAGUGAAAGUAGCUGCCACCCCUACCCAAAAGAGUUCUAGCAGUGAGGAGUCUUCUAGUGAAGAGGAAGAACAGAAAAAACCCACGAAGAAAAAACCAGGUCCCUACAGUUCAGUCCCACCGCCUUCUGUUUCUUUGCCAAAGAAGUCCUUGGGAACCCAGUCUCCAAAGAAAGCUGCUGUGCAGAAACAGCCUGCAGGGAGCAGUGGGGACAGCAGUGACGAGUCUGAUUCAAGUUCUGAGGAAGAAGAGAAGAAAGCUCCAGCUAAAGCAGUUCUCUCCAAGACACCCGCCAAACCAGCUCCUGCCAAACCAGCUCCAGCCAAGAAGAAAGAGAGCUCUUCAGACAGCUCAGAUUCUGAUAGUUCUGAGGAUGAAGCUCCUGCCAAGCCAGUCAGUACCCCCAAGAAUCCUGUAAGCAAGGCAGCUGUCACUCCCAAGCCAUCUGCUGCUAAGACAGCUGUAACUCCUAAGCAACCAGUAGGCAGUGGCCAGAAACCUCAGACCAGAAAGGCUGACAGCAGCUCCAGCGAGGAGGAGAGCAGCUCCAGUGAGGAGGAGACAGCAAAGAAAACUGUGACAACCCCCAAGCCCAAGGUGACUGCUAAAGCAGCACCAUCUCUGCCUGCCAAACAGGCUCCUCAGGCUGGGGACAGCAGCUCCGACUCAGACAGUUCCAGCAGUGAUGAAGAGGAGAAGACACCUAAGCCUCCAGCCAAGACGAAGGCAGUGGGAGGGAGAACCCCUUCCAAACCGGCCUCUGUGAAGAAAGCAGCCGCCGCCCAGAGCAGCAGCUCCUCCGAAAGUUCCAGUGACGAGGAUGAGAAGCCCAAGGGCAAGGGCACUGCUAAACCACAGGCCAGCAAGGCCAAUGGCACUCCAGCUUCUCAGAAUGGAAAGGCAGGCAAGGAAAGUGAGGAGGACGAGGAGGAAGAAGAGACGAAAAUGGCAGUUUCCAAGCCAGGAAAGAAACAGAAGCGGAAUGAGACAGCAGAGGAAGCAGGGACGCCUCAAGCUAAGAAAGUUAAGCUCCAGACUCCCAACACAUUUCCAAAAAGGAAGAAAGCAGAAAAAAGGGCAUCUUCCCCAUUCCGAAGGGUCAGGGAGGAGGAGAUUGAGGUGGAUGCACGCGUAGCAGACAAUUCCUUUGAUGCCAAGCGAGGUGCAGCUGGAGACUGGGGUGAGAGAGCCAAUCAGGUUCUGAAGUUCACCAAAGGCAAGUCCUUCCGCCAUGAAAAAACGAAGAAGAAGCGAGGCAGCUACCGGGGAGGCUCCAUCUCUGUCCAGGUCAAUUCUGUCAAGUUUGACAGCGAGUGACCUGUGGUCAUCUUAGCGAAGGAAGGGUGAUGAUGGAAGGCUGGCCAGUCACCUCCAAUGGACCCAGAAACUCAGUGUUGUUAGGAGAGGGUCUUGCAAGGGUAGAUUUGAGCAGGUCCUGAGACUGUCUGUCAUUACAGUCUCCAGUCCUUUUAUGUUCUUCCUUUUGUACAGGUUCGUUUGUUGUCAUUGCCUUCCUGUUCUGUGGGUCUUCAUACUGAGAAGUUUGUAUAUUUUAUAUUAAAUGAUUUCGUAUAGAUUGUUGUGAUUUUCAGAGAUGAAUUCCACAGAUUAAAGACCUAGCUAUUGCCCAAGACGUAGCAGAAUGUCAUGUGGUCAGAGUUUUUCCCGUUGGAGGAGUCUUCUCGUGAGUGCUCACAUCCACAUUUUACCCCCUUUACUCAACCAUGGUGGGUUAACAGUUGUGGGAUUUGUCUUGUAAGCAUGCUCUGUGUUCAUCCCAAGUUCUCAGCAGCCAGCAUGGUCUACCAACUUUUGGGGAUAAAAUUGCUGUUCUUGGAAUAUAACAACCUAUAAAAUUGACAGGCAGCAGCUGGGCGGUGGUGGCACAGGCCUUUAAUCCCAGCAUUUGGGCAGAAGCAGUCGGAUCUCUGGGUUCCAGGACAGCCGGGGCUGCACAGACAGAAACCCUGUGCUGGUGGUAAAAUGACAGGCAGAGUUCUCUGUGGUGAGAAUGUAACUGCCUUGAGUAUUUUGUUUCUAGUAAUUAUUACUAUUACAUGUUUACCGUACACCUUAGUUUUAAUUUCCAAGCAGGCUUUUCUGACAUUGAAAGGCAUUUUCAACAACUUGACCCUUAGUGCUGUGUAUACUAAAUUCCUAUGUAUAUUAAAUUCAUGACUGUAUUUGUUUAUAACAUCAUCAAGAACUGAAUGACUUAAUGCUUAGUUACUUCUGUCUUGGUAACAGUGGUGACACAAAAUUGGUGUGAAUAAUUCCUGCAUGGUUGAAAAUCACCUGACAAGGAAAUGAUUAAUUAAAAUCCUCAGCCCUCAAUGUGAAGUAGGUUACAGUAGGUACAUGACAGAAACCCUGUGGUGAGGAAUGGCAAGAACAUUGUAGAGACAGGCUUGAGAACAUCUGAGGAUCUGAACACAGGCUCGUUUUUGUCUUGAAUGGUACAUGGGGGUGAUUAUGUCUUGUUUAAGUUGGUCCUCUGGACUAAUUGUUAGUACCUUAUUAUGGAGUUACUGAUGGAGGCAUAUCUAGGGAAUAGUGUGCCUGCCUAGCACUCAUGACCCUCGUCUGAUCCCUAGCACUUCAAUAAAUAGGUAAAUAAAUAAAUGAGCAGAGAUUCCUGGGCCAAGGGAGUAGAAUAUAAAGACAUGGGAUGUGACCAUUGACAGAGCUCAGCCAGAGUGAGGAGAGUGAAGAGCACCAGGCUGAGAACAGACACCAGGUUCCACGGAUGACAUACCUGAUGACUUGUUAAAAGCUGGCGUUCUGUGGCAGCUCCUCAAGGAAGAAAAUGUGCGGAUGUCUGCAUGGUCAGAGCUCUACGUCUUACUGAGAACAAUAAACUGGAUGGUUUAUAAUGUG